UUGGUCCCUUACCCUUCCUGGAGCCGACUGCGCGUGAGGACCGUGUCCCUUGCGAGGCUCAAACCUGGAGCCACCUGUUAAACCAGGAUCCUGCGCGAAUCUUUCCGCAGGUUUUCCGUGCCCCGGCCGGUUCCCCGCAGAAGACCUCCUCCCCUGCUUCAGAAUGGGCCCCUGGCUCCUACCCUGUUUCCUGUGAGCUAAGCUAGUGACAGCUCUUUGUGGGGAUGCCUGGGAACCAGCAGAAACCAGAGUCUUUGGACAUGGACUCUGAUAUGUCACCCAGCGGUGGGCUCAGCGACUUGAGCAGAGGCGGCAGCCUAGAGAGCCGGAGCAGCAGUUCUCGGUCCAGAAGUUUCACGAUGGAUGACGAGAGUCUGAAGCACCUCACACAUGAGGAAAAGGACGUCAUCCUGUUCUUUGAAGAGACUCUCGACUCGCUGGAAUAUGACUUUGACGAGCCCACCCUGUGUGACAGUGGCAUUCACUGCCACUCUCCACAGUCUCUGGAGGAGAGCCCUUCCAGUCACUCUGAGCCUGAAGAUGUCAUCGACUUAGUACAGCCAGCACCUGCGUCUGGGGAAGCUGAGAGCCUUCCAGAUGUGCCACCAGUAGCAGGGUCCCCAUCUGUUGCAAAACAGAGCACUCCAUUUCUUGAAGGUGGGAAACAAGCCACUGAAAAUUCCCUGCCACCACCAGACUCCAGGGGUCCUGAGGUGCUUCCUCUGCCUUCCUCCCUGCCUAUCUCCGCUCCUUCUGCCCCGCAAAAGGAGCUGAUGUCCCCGUCUCCUCCAGCAGAGCAUCCCAAACUGCCCCGUUCCGUGCCCACUCCUCUGGUGAUUGCUCAGAAAAUUUCUGAGAAGUUGGGGGGAAAUGAAGCCCUGUCCCCCACGUCCCCCUCAAAAGAAAGCAGGCCUGGCGAAUGGAGGACACCGACUUCUUUAGCCUCUCGAAACGGGGACCAUGUCGGCAUGUGGCACCGACACACAGCCCAGCCAGCACCCAAGGUCCAUCGCUUCCCCAGCAACAUAAGCGUGACCAACAGCGCGGGCAAGGACUUCAACAAGACCAUCUCCAAGGCGGCUGUCAAUGUGCAGGAGCGUAAGGCCCAGGUCCUGGCCAACAUCAACGGCAUGUCCUUCAUCACUGCGGGUGACACGUCAUCGGAAGAGAGGUGGCAGAAGGCGGAGGAGCAGAGGAGUGGCCCUGCGGAUGGAGCGCGCACCCUGGGCAGAGUGGGCAUGGCCGGUGAGCCCGGAGCGCUGCGUGCUGGAGUCCCGGUCAGAGCGCAGCAGUCCCGGGCUGUGCAGACGGAGCAGCCGCCGGCGCUGGCCAAUGGCUUCCAGAGCGUGCACGAGGCCCUACGCAGCGAGACCAGUUCCUUCAUCCCCACCAGCAAGACCAUCACCAUCCGGCCAGACCCCUCCGUGGCGGGCAAGCUGGCGCGCCAGAAUGCCAGCCGCAGCCUGUACGAACCGCGCCCGGACGGCAGCCAAGAUGCCCGCAGGCGCACAGGCUCGCUCCCCCGGGCGGUGGGCUUCCGGCCGCAGGGCAUCACCGUGCAGUUCUCCGGCCGUGGCUCCACCGAGGAAGCUCGGCGCGAGGCUCUGCGCAAACUCGGGCUACUGAAGGAGAACUUGUGAGGGCCGUGGAUAGGACUGCUGGAGUGGCCCGGGUAGAACUUGUAUGUCCGCACUGGUGUGUCCCAUUCUGUAAGCACAGAAGCUGGGUGGCACUAAGUGCUGCAUGUCGGGAAAGCAGCUUCUGCCCCAAUCCCCAUGCCCAGUACAGCAUGGAGUCAAGAGGCCAGCAGGGCAAGGACCCCACUCCCAGCUGUCCCUUUCCUUUUCCGGGUCCCGGAAUAACUUAAGGACCUAUGGGCUUCCAUGACUUACAUUUGGAAGGAUCAACUUGGCUUGACUUGGUCCAGACUCUGAUCUAGCUUUUUAUCCCACCGGACUUGAAAGCCAGUGUGUAGCUCUCCGACGCUCAGGAUUCCCUCUCUUCUUCGAAAAUAAAAAAAGAAAGAAAGAAGUGCUUGUUAAAUUUUUAGUGUCAUUAUACAUUUGAGAUCUAGUUGUGUGUUUGUAUUUGGAAGGGUGGAAGUUGGCACUUUACCUAUCAGGGAGGGUUUGUUUCUUGACCUAAUUUCGUUUGCCCUGUUUUCUUAACCAAAAACCCAAAUGAACCCGUUAGGGUAAGAUUUGCAGUAAUUUUGAAUCGUGAGAGUGGAAAAUGAGGUUGAGUUUGGAAAAGGUGGUAGUUUUGAGAAAGCAAGUCUCACUUGACGCUCUAAAAUCCGCCUCCUGGGAUGUGUGUAUGAGUCUGACGUGAUACAUGUACCUAUGCUAAUGGACACGAGUAUUGUGAGUCAGUGUAAGCACAUUCGUUAUUAAGUAUCUACUUCUAAAGACACCAUUAUCUAACUACAGGAUAUGAGCGCCUCCUUUUCUCCAACAGACACCUCGGCAUUGUGAUGAGACACUAAGAAUUCUUCCUAUUUUGGAAGUUGGCUAAGGAUGCAGGAGCCCCGAGUACUUUUUCUAUAACAGUAUGCUCUGUUCCCAAUUAAAGCAAUAUUUCCUGAUUUCAAAUAAGCAAGAUAGUUCCUGUUUUUACUUACCAUGUUUUAGAGAUUUAAAGGAAAAUUGAAAUCUUUGUCACCUCACUAGCUCUGUGUUACAAGGUAGCUAGAAAGCGAAAGAAAAUGAUCUGAUUGGUUUUGUCCUAUAAGCAGGGUCCUGGGUUGAUUUGAAGGAGACCACUGAACUCGGUUAUGCAGCAGAAAGUUUUCUUUUCUCCCAGAUUUUGUCUUACAGAAUUGUGCCCACAGUGUUAUUAUCAAAACCGUUUAAGGCUGGAGUCUCAAACUCUAAAAAUAGAAAAUAGCCCUCCUAGGGGAGGGCUGGACCGAGAGCCACACCCUUCUGCCUGUGGGUCCUUUGCAGCGCUCUACAGAGCACCGCUUUUCCAGUUGAGUAUUAGUGAGACUCCGACUUCUAAAUGAGCCAUUGAAAGUCACAUUCUUGGUACUCCGUUUAGCUCAUAAGUUACAUAAAAUGAAUGAUUAGCUUUUUAUUUCUUUGGAACCAAGCUCUAGCAACUGGCUCGGCUCUUGUUCUCCCGAAGUCAUCUCGAACAUUUAAAAAAAAAAUCUUAAUUUAAAGAGGGGCUUUAAACUUUUAAUAGUACUUUUAACCUUGUUCUUACUUACGAUGGGAUUUUCUCAGAGGAGCCAGGAGGUUCCUUUUGACAAAGUGAGAUGCCAUACACAGUGUUUAAUAACUGAAGGUCUCGAUACAGCUGUUAUGGAUCCUUUAUAGACAGUUAAUUAUUUUUAUCUUUUUCUAUGAGCUUAUUGUGAGUAGAAUGAGUUUGGCUGUAUAUUAAUAUGUAUAAUUACACUUUGAAAAACGAAAUUUUACCUUACCUGUAAGCUACUGUGUUACAUUGUGCACGAUAUUAUUUCCUCUUAAAGGGUCAUAUCUUUUUUCUACUAUUUAUUUGUAUUUUCUCUCUAUUUAAUCUAAAAUUAUAUUGCCUGUUACUUUAGUUGUUACUGAUGUCCAAGGCCCUAAUUAAAGUCCCAUUUUUGUGAUUGAUGA
This is a messenger RNA of Rattus norvegicus (Norway rat), 3602 nucleotides long. RefSeq names its product proline and serine rich 2 (gene Proser2). Lineage: Eukaryota; Metazoa; Chordata; Mammalia; Rodentia; Muridae. The record is from RefSeq and is a predicted model, not a curated record.